AUGGGUUAUAUUGGGUUAUAUGUGCCCCCCGGGUUUAUAAGGCCCCUUAAGGGCCCCUACCGGUCCCUACCGGUCCAUACUGGUCUCUACUGGUCCAUACUGGUCCCCGCAGUGCUGCGGUGCCUGGGGCUGCCCACCCGCACGGUCACCAACUACAACUCGGCCCAUGACACCGACGUGUCCCUCACCACCGACAUCUACCUGGACGAGAGCAUGAAGCCCAUGGAGCGCCUCAACACCGACUCCGUCUGGAACUUCCACGUGUGGAACGACUGCUGGAUGAAGAGGCCCGACCUCCCCUCUGGCCACGAUGGGUGGCAGGUUGUGGACGCCACCCCCCAGGAGACCAGCAGCGGGCUGUUCUGCUGCGGGCCCUGCUCGGUGGAGGCGGUGAAGAACGGGGAGGUCUUCCUCAAGUACGACACCCCCUUCGUGUUCGCUGAGGUGAACAGCGACAAGGUGUACUGGCAGCGCCAGCCCAACGGCACCUUCUCGGUGGUGCACGUGGAGGAAGGCGCCAUCGGGCGCCGCAUCAGCACCCUGGGGCCCGGCUCCACCGCCCGCAUCGACAUCACCCACCAGUACAAGCAC
Messenger RNA from Nestor notabilis (Kea), 591 nucleotides. RefSeq names its product protein-glutamine gamma-glutamyltransferase K-like. The annotation marks the transcript as partial. Gene Ontology annotation, biological process: peptide cross-linking. Lineage: Eukaryota; Metazoa; Chordata; Aves; Psittaciformes; Psittacidae. The transcript has 4 exons. Gene Ontology annotation, molecular function: protein-glutamine gamma-glutamyltransferase activity. The record is from RefSeq and is a predicted model, not a curated record.